UUUCAUCUCUUAAGCCACGAGUUAAUGAAUUUGAUUGAAAAAAUUGAACACUAUAUGAAACAAUAAAAAAUGAAAUCUGUCUAUGCUUGUGCUUUGUUUUGCUUGGUCGCUGGAACAGUUUUAGCUGAUAAAAAGCAAGAUGCCAUGAACAAUCUCGCUGAUCAGAUGUUGGGUGGUCUCCUCAAAUCGGAACUUUUAAAUCCAAUGAAACUUCACAAAGAUUAUGAACAAGAUAUUACUGAAAAUAUCGGAAUAAUCCCAAUCAGUGGUCAUCUUAAAAUUUCCAAAGGUGUUAUUCAAGGUUUUGAUACGUUAAAACGAAUGGGCAAUUGUAAGAUCGAAAGCAAAGAUGGAUCUAUCAAUGUCAACAUCGAAUUGGUCACUACUAAAGAAGUAGUAUUAGAUGCUGAUAUUUCUGGCCAUAUAGCUUCGUUCCCGUCGAUUCCGGCAAUUCCAAUUGUCGCACAUAUCGAAAGCAUGAACUUUGAUAUUGGUUUAAAAGUUGGCACAAAUAUCACUCUCGACUCGUUUUAUAUCAAUGAAAUCUCUAAAAUUCAUCUCCGAUUGAAAGAUGCAGAACACAUCAAAUUCAUUGAGGAUAUCAUCGACAUUAUUACCAGUGGAGUUGUUAAAUUGUUCAAUGCACAGAUUAUCGAUGCUGUCGAUGAAACAGUUCGUCCAAUUUUAGAGAAUGAAUUGAAAUACAUUCAUCUUUAAACUAAUGAUUUCACGAAUAUUUUUUACACUAAUUCUAAUAAAUCAAAUCACAAUAAAAUUUUGAGUUAAUUUAAAGUUUA
Dermatophagoides farinae (American house dust mite) is the source of this 797-nucleotide messenger RNA. RefSeq names its product mite allergen Lep d 7. Lineage: Eukaryota; Metazoa; Arthropoda; Arachnida; Sarcoptiformes; Pyroglyphidae. The record is from RefSeq and is a predicted model, not a curated record.